This is a messenger RNA of Xiphophorus hellerii (green swordtail), 4784 nucleotides long. RefSeq names its product ring finger protein 38 (gene rnf38). Gene Ontology annotation, molecular function: ubiquitin protein ligase activity. The transcript has 13 exons. Bases 202 to 2421 code for a protein of 739 amino acids. Lineage: Eukaryota; Metazoa; Chordata; Actinopteri; Cyprinodontiformes; Poeciliidae. The record is from RefSeq and is a predicted model, not a curated record. Gene Ontology annotation, biological process: protein ubiquitination.
GAUUGGUCGAGCGUCGUGAAAUCCGACUUGAGCGUUGACGGUCUGUCACAUUUCACACUGGGCUCAUACGCUCACAUUCACAGGGCUCACAAUAAUAUCGACAGAUAGGAGCGCGUUGAAGCCCCUUAAAGCUGCUACUGUGGGAGGAAACGAGAGAAAAAGCUCAGAAAAAAAGAAGUAGAGGAAAUCCCCCGAAAGGAAAUGCCAAUCGCAACCGCUGGACAGCCAGCGACUCAGGAGCCCAGAGUUUGCCCCCGGCUGCCCUCCACCCCGGAGCCUGUCCCUAAAGGGGCUGAUUUAUUCGAAGAGGCGGGGGCGGCGGAGUCGGCGGAGCGUACAGAGUACGGGGCCGCCGAGGGGGGCAGAGCGGGGUUCGGGGGCUUCAGUUUCAGCCACAGCGGCGCUCGGAGCUUUGCACAGCCCGGUUCGACCAGCGGCUCUCCGCCGCAGUCCCCGACCGCCGCCUCCUCCUCGUUCCUCCUCCACCUCUCUCACUCCCACCAAAUGACUAUGGAACCCCCUCGGACUCGAUCGCGUUCUCGGUCUGGAUACUACCAGCAGUACGGGGUUGGGAGUAACAACACCGGAGUUGCGGUGUCCAGCCACCACCAACACCUCCUCCACCACCAGCAGCAGCAGCAGCAGCAGCAGCACGGAGCCGGCUGCGCACCGCUCGGAGCUCACAGCAAUCACUCGGAGAACCAGCAGCGAGCACCGGGAAGCAACGCCCCUCCCGGCAUUCACCGGCUCCCCUCAGUGCCCGGGGCGCACCACAUCCCGAUGACAGGGGCUUCUGGUGGAGCAUAUCACUGCCACCCUGACCAUGCAUAUGGAGAGGAGAGGGAUAAGAGUGAGGAAAGCCCCAGUCCGAAGCGCCAGAGGCUGUCCAGUCAGUCCGUUUUAGAGCAGCUGACCUCAUCUGCACCCUUGCCAUCUACGCCGUCGCCCCCCAUCCGCCCAUGGGAGUCAGGACCUCCGAGUCGGCGGCAACCUCACCCUCACACACACUACCACCAGGAGAGGUGCCUCACUCCUCCACGACUCAGACGGAGUCCGCCCGCGAGGCGCCAACGCGGCCGUCUCUCCAGGCCGUCCCGCCACCCGCCUCUUCAUCACCAUCCCUCCGCUCAAGGACCUACACCUCGCCCGUCACCGUCUGAGCGUCAGGACGAAAACUACCGCCACAACCCCCUCCCCUCGGCACAUCAGACGUACCCAGCACACACUCCAAGCACUUAUCCUCAGCCCCCCACAGCCGGCGGAGGAGGCCGAGGUUCUGAGGAGCCCCGAGCCUUCCACCCCCCCACAUUAUCGUCGCAACUGUUGCACCCGGCUGCCCAUCAUCACCCCCAUCAUCACCAUCCUCACCACCAGCAACAACAUCAUGCAACACAACAGCAGCAAGGAGCCAUGGUGUUGGACUUGCACGAUCGGCUGCAGCAGGGCAACAUACCCGUCUCCUACACAGUGACCCCUGUCCCUCCACACGGCCUGGCAGCGCCUCUGUGUAGCGGUCAGCACAUUCCCCCCUCCUGCUCCUCUCAGCAGCAGGUUCCCACCUGUAGUGUGGUCUUCAGCGCUGGACAACACUACCAUCCGAUGUUACAGGCAUGUUCAAUGCAUCAUUUGCCGGUUUCCUAUGCGUUUCCCUCACUACUGUCUAGUGACCCUCAGUUCCUGAUUUCUCCUCCACCUCAUCUCUCCCACCAUCCGCCCCACCUGCCCACACAGUUCCUGCCUUUUCAGACUCAACAGCCAAGAUCGCCCUUACAGAGGAUUGAAAACGAGGUUGAUAUAGUGGGAGAGCAGCUCCCUGUUGGAGGAAGCUUCAGCUACGCCCACCAUCACCACCACCACCACCACCAGCCUCCCUCCGCCCUGCCGCCUUCCACUCCGCUCCAGUUCCUUUCACACCAUGACCCCCUGUCCCAAGAUCUUUUUACACUGCCAUAUCCCCACUUUAUGCCUCGGCGAUUCGCCAGUCGCCGUUACCGCUCGCAGCAGGCCGUGCCCCCAUCUCCCUACCAUCCCAGCUUCCUGCCUUACUUCUUGUCAAUGCUUCCUGUUCCCCCGAAUGUGGCUCCUGCCAUCAGCCUAGAGCUGGAUGUGGAUGAUGGAGAGGUGGAAAACUAUGAGGCCCUGUUGAACCUCGCCGAGCGUCUGGGGGAAGCCAAACCCAGGGGUCUAACCAAGGCAGAUAUAGAACAGCUUCCAUCAUACAGGUUUAACCCCAACAACCAUCAGUCGGAGCAGACACUAUGUGUCGUUUGUAUGUGUGACUUCGAGUCCCGCCAGCUUCUCAGAGUUCUCCCCUGUAAUCACGAGUUCCACGCCAAAUGUGUUGACAAAUGGCUUAAGGCUAACCGCACCUGCCCCAUCUGUCGAGCCGAUGCCUCUGAGGUCCAGCGGGACUCUGAGUGACCUCAGACAACCACAAUCCCCAAACCCUGUUUUGGAUGCGUAAACCAUAAAAAGUGAACCGACUCAUUCUGUCAAACGACUGGGACCACUGCACAUGAAACAGCAUUUAGGUGUCAAAACCUGCUGCUUAAUCUUGCUUACUUUAUACUUGGACUUCUGAAGCCUUCUGUUUUGUUUAACUCAUCUUCUAGUCUGCCAUCUUCUGACGGUUGCUGUGAAUUACCUUCUUAACACACCCAGCUGCAAAUCCAUUUUUAAUGUCAUCAUGAAUACUUUUCCAUUUCUCAACACAGGACCUACGUGUAAUUGUUUUCAAGGAUGUCUUUGUUAAAAGUUGGUUUUCUAAUGAUUAUGACAAACAUUUUUGCUAUUUUAAUCCAGCCUUUGUAUUUUGUUGUGAAAAAAACUCUGCUCUUUGUAAGGGAGUUGAAUUGAACGCAAGAGAUUUAUUUCUUACUAUCCUUGUUUUCCUGACGGUUAAAGCAGCCUGUUUGGAGGGAAACAAAGAUUAAUUUCACUGUGUGGAAUGACAAUAAAAUACUUUGCACAGACACUAUGUUCUUUCUGUGCAAGUCAUUGUGGUUUUGUUGACGAAAAGUUCCUUAUUAGAACAAUUCAUAAUUCAAAUUCAAAAAUACUUUAUUGAUCCCAAAGGGAAACUAAAUAAACCACACUUGCAGAAUUUGUUUUCCCCUCUCAGAUUGAUUUGAACUUAAAGGAAGUCGAGAAUACUUUGGAAAAUUUUAGGGAAAUUUCUAAAGUGAGGUUUAUAUCCUCUGGGAAGUAGAGUUUUCUUGUUUUGUAAAAUCAUAAACUUUAACCACACAUUGACGUUGCAUCUGAUAGUAAAAUAUGGAUUCAGUCUUGUGUGUGAACAAAUCUUCAGAAAUAUUUAAAUGCAGUUGAAUUUUAAAUCAAGCUUUCUUUUCUGCAAAAAUUUUAAUUUAUUCUCCGUACGGUUGGAACGAGUCAUUUAAGUACUUUAUUGUGUCUGCUGGUUACCUUCUGUGCAGGCAGCGAUCCAGUUCAUUUUUUCAUCGUCUACCAGGAACAACUUUGACACUCUUUUCAGGUUUUAAGUGGCUCCACUUUGUUUCACUGGCAGAUCUAAGGCUUCAGCACUUUACAGCGAUUGAAUUCCUGCGUUGCUUUCUUUGCGUUCUGAACGAACCAGUUUUGAGUUCAAUCAAAACUGGUUUUCACUUUCUCUUGAGACACCUGCUUAUUUCUGAGUCUUUUUGGUUUAUGUAGUGACAUGUUCUGCUUGAGAUGCAGGCAAAUGGGGUUUUAAAUCUGAAUCUGUCUGAAAGAGAGGAAGUAAAAGAUCACGCUGCGUCCUUUUGUUGGUAUUGAUAACAAUUCAGAAUAACUCUCAGCAGCAAAAGGAAAAAGAAGUAUUUAACUACAAAGCAGUAGAUUGUUCAGAUAAUUGCUUUCUAUGCACAUCAUCUCACCUGUGGAGGUUAGAUUUAGGAGCAAAAACUGCAGAUUUUUUCAUCCCACCCUUCAUUGGAACAUUUUGGGGAUAAUCUACUUGUUUGCUGUUGGCCUUAUGUUGGUUCAUCAUAAUAAUAUAAAAAGAUGUUCCAUUCAAACUACUACUGUUAGGUUGUAUUCGCUGCCUGUUUCAUCUUAAUGCACAAUAUUUUCCGGAGACACCGCAUGAAGUGCUCUGAAAAGUUCAUUGCGCCAUCUUUAGAGGCUUGCAUCCGAAAUGCCUUUUCUACCAAUGCGUCUUCUCCAGGUCCAACUCGCAUCAUCGGACAACCGACGCAUUCGAACCAGAUGUUUUUUUUUUUGUUUUUUUUUCUUUCCAUCAUGUGCAAACUACAGUAAUGUCGAAAUCUGUUAUUUAUGUACGCUCUUCCUCUGCAUCGUCCAUUUAGAAAAAUCGUUGGAAUCAGUAUGGACUGCAUCGUUUCUAGAUGUCGUAUGUGUGAUUUUAUGCAUCCUUUUUAUUUUUGUCGUACGAUUGCAUUGUUUUGUUUUCUGGUACACUAGCAAUUACCUCAGUUCCACUGUUUUUAUCUACUAGAAAAUGGCGCAAACGGUAUGAUUCGUUCUUUCAUUCUGAUCCCUGGGUUGUUUGAGAAGUUUUCCUUCAAACUCUGAAACUGUAUUAUUCAAAUGGUGUUAUAUUAGUUUUGUUAUGUAUUAUAUCUGUAACCAAAACCAUUUGAAGGCUUGUGAUGAUGAUGAUGAUGAAAUUUUUAACAAACAUUUGUACAUUUUGUAUGAGAGUUACUUAUGGUAAUACUUUAUUAAGUAGUGCAAUGAUUUUUUUUAAACCCUUACUCCACCAACCCCCAUCUUUUGAAUUUCAAAAGCUGGCCCAAUAAUAAAUGUAUAACAUCCUCUUCUAA